AUGGAGCAGACCUACAUCAUGAUCAAGUGCGUAUACCCUUUUCUUUGGUCAAGGUUUUCUGAUAACUGACUUUGCUCCAAAUGGUUUGCUACCCUCCUCCUCAGGCCCGACGGUGUUAACCGAGGUGCGUCAAGCCAUUCACAACACCAGCAGUGUCUCCUCUCUAAACCUGAAAACCCCUUCUUACCCCCUUCCCACCCUUUCCCCCCCAGGCCUCGUCGGUGAAAUCAUCGCCCGCUUCGAGAAGCGCGGCUACAAGCUCGUCGCCUUGAAGAUGGUCACCGCCUCGGUCGAGCACCUCGAGAAGCACUACGAGGACCUCAAGUCCAAGGCGUUCUUCCCCGGACUCGUAAAGUACAUGGCUUCCGGCCCCGUCGUCGCGAUGGUUUGGGAGGGCAAGGACGCCGUCAAGACUGGACGUGUCCUGCUCGGCGCGACCAACCCUUUGGCUUCCGCGCCUGGUACCAGUGCGUUUCUCCAAAAUUAGGUUCUGUUCAGACAAAAGAUGAGACAGGAGUACUGAUCUGACCUUACAAUCCACUCGCAGUCCGAGGCGACUUUGCCAUCGAUGUCGGACGCAACGUCUGCCAUGGCGUAAGCUACCGACUCUACGAGGUCCCCAUCCCUUCCCCGUCCCUCCCACUGAUCCAUUCCUGUUCCCGUUUCCUCUCUUCAGUCCGAUGCGGUCGAGUCCGCCAAGGCCGAAAUCGCGCUCUGGUUCCCCGAGGGCUUAAACCAGUACAAGCUCGCCAACGAGGUAAGUCAAGCCCUUCCCGUCCCGUUAACCGAUACGUACAAGUUCUUUCCUUACUGA
Messenger RNA from Microbotryum saponariae, 814 nucleotides. Lineage: Eukaryota; Fungi; Basidiomycota; Microbotryomycetes; Microbotryales; Microbotryaceae. The record is from the annotation of a GenBank genome assembly.